ACAGGGAGGCUGCUUGUUCGGGGAGAGGAGUCGCACUUUCAGCUGCGGGAUGAGGAAACAGUCCAGGUGCUGAACUUGUCUUUACUUUGGAGCAGGGACGCAGAACAACCUGGAUUCAUUCACGUCAGCAAAGCCUCAGUUAUGCUCGGGACAAAACACAGCCUGGAUCCUGAUCAUCCACAUGGAUUUCUCUUCUCAGAGUGACGUCUCAGCUAAAGGAGCCCCGUUAUGUGCAGAGCUGGGCCGUGAUGCUGGCUACCCAGCACUUCAACUGCUCCGGCCCCAUGGCCUCCUGUAAUCACAACAGCAUGGAGCAGAGGCCUGAGGGGGGGAGGACGGGCACCAAUAACGGCACGGCCCCGAGCCCCUUGGCUGCCGGCAUCAGCAUGAGUCUGGGCAUCCUGUUCAACGUGGUGGCCCUCAUCAUUCUCGUCAAGGCUUACAACCGCUUCCGCAGGAGAUCUAAGGCCACUUUUUUGCUUUUUGCCAGCUCCCUGGUGGCCACAGAUCUGGCUGGACACAUCAUAUCCGGUGCACUGGUGCUGAGUAGAUACUCGGCGAGCACUAACUCCACAACCAGCAACACGUCCGAUCACGAUGUCUCUUGUAGCUUUCUGGGAGGCUCCAUGGUGUUUUUUGGCCUUUGCCCUCUCUUUCUGGGCUGUGCCAUGGCUGCCGAGCGCUGCCUGGGCAUCACAAAGCCUUUGGUACACGCUCGUCUGGUGACCACGGCACGGACAAAAAUGGCACUAACUAUGAUCUGGUUCCUGGCUUUAUGUGUGGCCCUGCUGCCUUCCUUCAACCUGGGCGACUAUGCCCUUCAGUACCCGGGGACUUGGUGCUUCAUCAGCGUGAUGGACGACGUUAAAGCCACAGACCUGGCCUUUAUGAUCCUGUUUUCUGGACUGGCUUUGAGCUCUCUGGCACUGGCUUUUGUGUGCAACACCAUCAGCGGCAUCAAGCUGGUGACGGCCCGGCUGAAGAAGAAGUCCUGCUCCCAGAGGUUUUCAGCCAGGGCUCAUGACACCGAGAUGGUCGUGCAGCUCGUUGGCAUCAUGGUCACCUCCUGCAUCUGCUGGAGCCCUCUGCUGGUCUUUGGACUGAUCUCAGCCACACGCUCCUACACUCACAGUCUCGCUGAUGACGACUGCACCUACAGAACGCUCAUGGUGACCGGCGUCAGGAUGGCCACCUGUAACCAGAUCCUGGAUCCCUGGGUCUACAUCCUGCUGCGGCGGGCCAUCCUCCGAAAAAUCUACCACAUCACCAAAAAGCAGGCCAGCUCCAGGGGAGGCACGCUCCGCUCUCUUCGCUGGGACAUCAGCUCCUUUCAAACCUCUGAGAAAAACUGUAUCAAAAACAUUUAAAGAAGGACAAUGGCAACUUGACGUCUAUCUCUUUUUGAACGAGGCUUUCACUUGGUAGCGAACACAUCGUUAAUCAUCUACAUGGAUGUCAUGGAAGUGUUAGCAAUAUGAGUCUCAACACUUCUGAUACUGACUGGCUAACAAUAACAACUUCUGCAUUUCUAUGUACGAUCAAAAGUGAGACUAGAAGGAGAAAAAAAAGUCCCACCUCAGUGAAAACUGCCAAAAGUUCAUAUACGAGCGCAAUACCAGUCUAUCCAGCAUGAGAAGGUUUGUGAGAAAUUAGUGAAAGUUUGCAUACAUGUCUACAGAAUUGUAUAAAUAACUAUCAAUUAUAAAUAAACCGGGCAAAAAUAUUAUACUUGGUCAUUUAUGUGGAUGAAAUUGAUCCAAUAAUACAUAACUGUGACAAAUAUCCAGAAUCGGAGCAGAAAUGAGGCUUUAAAUGAAUCCCAAAGACAACUGUUGUCGUUUUGUGGGCUGGUCACCCAACGAAAAAAACUACGGGAGGAAGAAGUUUUUUUUAAGAUGAUGAUGUCACAAAGGAACAUAGCUAACCUCUCAGCAGCUGAAAGCCUUUUGCACGCUGGCCUACUAAAGUUCACAGUAGGAGGACACGAAACAAUAAGGGUGUACGUGGCACAAAAUACAGAAGAACAUUGCUACUAACUCAUAGUUUGCUUUGAAUACCAAUAACAAACCACAAGGAUGUUAAAAAACAUGGGAAACAUGGAAAACAGGUGGUGGUAGAGUCAUAAGUCCGAUAAGUCUGAGCUUGCCAGACUGUAAAUGAAAAUAUCAGGACAUCUGACAUUUUCAGAUCUUGAAGGAUUAUGGGUCACACAGCAAGAAAUCAAUAAACAAUAAUGUUGUUUUAUUAAAAAAAUGCUCAAAAAGAAUAAUGUGUAACAACACAGUCAAAGUCUUGACCUUAAUCAAAUAAAUGUUUUGUGGCAGGAUUUAAAGCUGGUGAGAAAUCCCAGCUAAUUAUUUUACCCAGCAGAAAUACGUAGUAAUAUAUCGUUUUUAUUGAAGAACAAAUGUCCACUUUUAAUACUUUUGUCCCAUUUGUUCAAUUGAAGUCUUUUCUCUCUGAUGAUCAUCACACAGACAUUUCUAAUUGAUCCCUAAAUGUAGAACCAUCAGUCUAAAGCUGGACUUUAAUAUACUUAUUUUUUCAAACAUAAUAACUAGAAAACUAUUUAAUUGUGUUUGAACUAGUUAAAAGUCAAGUAAAAGAAAAGAGAAAAAGGCUGUCCUAUUACCUCAACUCGAAGAUGUGAAAAAACAUGUAUGUGCACGAUGUAGUGCUGUGACAUGAAUAUUAAUGUUUGUCUUUAUUGUAAAUGUGUGUACAGAGUGUCUAUUUUCCCCAAGUGCCUGGGGGACCAAAGUGAAGCUAAAUGAAUGUGAUGUUGUAGAAAAAAGGGAAUGUAGGAUUACGUCAUUAAUGGUUUCUUUUAAGUGUUUCAUAAUUCAUCUAUAACUUCUGUUGUGAAGAGGACGCCUGAACCUGGUGUUCUCUCUGCUUUUGACGUGGGUGGUGUCGUUACGGCACAACAAAAUAGCCCUCGGAGACCGUCCAGAGACCUCUGGAUGUCUGUCCCUUAGGCAAGAUGUCAAAAAUAUGUGAAAUAAAUCAUUUGAC
Cololabis saira (Pacific saury) is the source of this 3015-nucleotide messenger RNA. Its product is annotated as prostaglandin E2 receptor EP1 subtype-like. The transcript has 3 exons. Gene Ontology annotation, molecular function: thromboxane receptor activity; prostaglandin E receptor activity. Bases 249 to 1367 code for a protein of 372 amino acids. Gene Ontology annotation, cellular component: plasma membrane. Gene Ontology annotation, biological process: inflammatory response; adenylate cyclase-activating G protein-coupled receptor signaling pathway; positive regulation of cytosolic calcium ion concentration. The record is from RefSeq and is a predicted model, not a curated record. NCBI's taxonomy places the organism in Eukaryota, Metazoa, Chordata, Actinopteri, Beloniformes, Belonidae.